Apodemus sylvaticus (European woodmouse) is the source of this 378-nucleotide messenger RNA. Its product is annotated as activated RNA polymerase II transcriptional coactivator p15-like. The coding region runs from base 1 to 378 and encodes 125 amino acids. Lineage: Eukaryota; Metazoa; Chordata; Mammalia; Rodentia; Muridae. Gene Ontology annotation, molecular function: DNA binding. Gene Ontology annotation, biological process: regulation of DNA-templated transcription. The transcript is spliced from 2 exons. The record is from RefSeq and is a predicted model, not a curated record.
AUGCCCGAAUCAAAGGAACUUGUUUCUUCAAGCUCUUCAGGCAGUGAUUCUGACAGCAAAGUUGAAGAAAAGUUAAAGAGGAAAAAGCAAGUUGUUCCAGAGAAACCUGUGAAGAAGCAAAACCCUGGUGAGACUUCUAGGGCUCUGGCGUCCCCCAAGCAGAGCGACAGCAGAAGAGAUGAAAACAUACUCCAGACUGGAAAGAUGAGAUAUGUUCGGGACUUUAAAGUAAAUUUUCCUUUUCUUUUUUUAUUAGGAAAAUUUCUACUUGAUAUCAGAGAAUAUUGGAUGGACUCAGAAGGUGAAAUGAAACCAGGGAGAAACAGGUAUUUCUUUAAACAUGGGACAAUGGAGCCAGCAGAAGGAGCAGAUCUCUGA